Messenger RNA from Musa acuminata subsp. malaccensis (wild Malaysian banana), 3157 nucleotides. RefSeq lists its product as uncharacterized. Gene Ontology annotation, molecular function: protein binding; metalloendopeptidase activity. NCBI's taxonomy places the organism in Eukaryota, Viridiplantae, Streptophyta, Magnoliopsida, Zingiberales, Musaceae. The record is from RefSeq and is a predicted model, not a curated record. Gene Ontology annotation, cellular component: cytoplasm; membrane. Gene Ontology annotation, biological process: cell adhesion; proteolysis.
CUCCUCUCUCUCUCUCUCUCUCUCUCUCUCUCUCUCUCGCGUGGUAGACUUCCCUAAACCUUACUCUCUUCCUUGCUUCCGGCGCCCAGAAUCCUCCAUCGCUCGUCGGGGAGCGUCGCCGCUCGUAAUGGUGCUCUGAUCCGCCCUUGGAAGGCCACGCGACGGGAGUUCUCGACCCGGGCGGCGUGCCGGCAUAGCAACGACCCGGCCGGUGGGGAAAGCUAGCUCCUUUCCAGCCAAGGCGGAGCCGGUCGUGCUAGGUUGCGCGAAUGGGUGGUCCCGUCGUGGUUUGAUGGAAGCGGCUCUGGGAACUCCUGGGGUCGAUAUAUGGAGGUGAAGCCCUCGCUUCCUCGCGGGGUGUCGUCGAGGGCAGCAUUUCGCUUGUCGGUGCUUGUCGCAGCUGUCACUCUUGAGUUUGUGUUGCUUCUGGUGUGUUUUGGAGGAACCGGUGCAAAAUCUCAAGACAGUGAGCUGCUGUUUUCGCAAAAUCCUAAGGUGGGGGAGAAAGAUGUUCAACUCACGCACUCAUGCAUCCAUGAUGAGAUACUCCAUCAGAGGCGUCGGCCUGGUCGAAAAGAAUACUCCGUUACUCCACAAAUUUAUUACCAGUCUAGUUUGUCGAGGUCACGCCAUAGUGGUGGACGAGCUUUGCUUGAGGUGUCCUCGGCACCUUUGCUGCAAAAGGAUGCAAAGCAGCCCAUCCGGAUACUUUUGAACUAUGAUGCUGUGGGGCAUUCUCUUGAUAGGGAUUGCCAAAAUGUUGGUGAACUCGUGAAGCUUGGUGAACCACCUGUAACAUCAGUUCCAAGAACCCCUGUGUGCAAGACUCAUGGGGAUCGGCCAGUAUUUGCAGAUUGUUGGUACAACUGCACAUCGGAAGACAUUUCAGGGGAGGAUAAAAAAAGACGCCUUCGAAAGGCACUAGGACAAACAGCAGAGUGGUUCAAAAGUGCUUUAGCAGUUGAACCUGUCAAGGGAAACUUACGGUUGAGUGGAUAUUCUGCAUGUGGACAGGAUGGUGGGGUGCAACUCCCCCAUGAAUAUGUUGAAGAUGGUGUUUCUGAUUCAGACCUGGUUCUCUUGGUAACCACUAGACCCACAACUGGCAACACUCUUGCUUGGGCAGUGGCAUGUGAACGAGAUCAAUGGGGUCGUGCAAUCGCAGGUCAUGUAAAUGUCGCUCCCCGUCAUUUAACAGCUGAAGCUGAAACGUUACUUUCAGCUACUUUGAUACAUGAGGUCAUGCAUGUUUUAGGUUUUGAUCCUCAUGCCUUUGCACACUACCGUGAUGAGAGAAAAAGAAGGCGUAGCCAGGUCACUGUUCAAGUUAUGGAUGAGAAGCUUGGGCGUAUGGUCACACGUGUGGUCCUGCCUCGAGUUGUUAUGCAUGCCAGACAUCACUAUGGGGCAUUUUCUGAAAAUUUUACUGGCUUAGAGUUGGAAGAUGGAGGGGGUCGUGGUACAUCAGGAUCUCACUGGGAGAAAAGACUUCUAAUGAAUGAAAUUAUGACAGGAUCUGUCGAUACAAGAUCUGUAGUUUCAAAAAUGACUUUGGCUUUAUUAGAGGACAGUGGGUGGUAUCAUGCUAAUUAUAGCAUGGCAGAUCACCUUGACUGGGGUUGGAAUCAAGGAACUGAAUUUGUUACAUCUCCUUGCAAUCACUGGAAAGGGGCAUACCGAUGCAACACUACUCAGUUGUCAGGCUGUACAUACAACAAGGAGGCAGAAGGGUAUUGUCCUAUUGUAAGCUAUAAUGGGGACUUGCCAAAAUGGGCUCAAUAUUUCCCACAGGCUAAUAAAGGUGGGCAAUCAUCAUUGGCAGACUAUUGCACAUAUUUUGUUGCUUAUUCUGAUGGUUCUUGCACAGACACCAACAGUGCACGUGCACCUGAUAGAAUGUUAGGUGAGGUCCGAGGAAGUAACUCCAGGUGCAUGACUUCAUCAUUGGUGCGCACAGGCUUUGUGAGGGGCUCUACCACUCAGGGUAAUGGUUGUUAUCAACACAGGUGUACAAACAACACUUUAGAGGUUGCUGUGGACGGUGUUUGGAAGGUCUGUCGUGAAUCUGGUGGUCCUGUUCAAUUUUCAGGAUUCAAUGGUGAGCUGAUAUGCCCAGCAUAUCAUGAGUUGUGCAGUGGUGCACCGGUGCCUAUAAUUGGCCAAUGUCCUGGCUCCUGUAGUUUUAAUGGUGAUUGCAUAGAUGGGGAGUGCCACUGCUUCCUUGGGUUUCAUGGUGAUGACUGCAGCCAAAGAUCAUGUCCACGAAAUUGUAGCGAGCAUGGCACAUGCCAUCCAAAUGGUGCCUGUCAGUGUGACAGUGGCUUUGCUGGCAUUGAUUGCUCCACUGCUAUUUGCGAUGAGCAGUGCAGCUUGCAUGGAGGAGUAUGUGACAAUGGUGUUUGUGAGUUCCGCUGUUCCGAUUAUGCUGGCUAUACUUGCCAGAACAGCUCCUCGUUGCUGCCUAGCCUUUCGAUUUGUGGUGAUGUGCUAGCUCAGGAUGCAUUUGGACAACACUGUGCGCCAAGUGAACCAAGCAUACUCCAGCAGCUUGAAUCAGCUGUAGUAAUGCCUAAUUACAACCGGUUGAUGCCAGGUGGCCGGAUGCUGUUUAGCAUCCUUAAUAAUGGCCACUGUGCUGCUGCAGCAAAGCGGCUCGCCUGCUGGAUCUCAAUCCAACGUUGUGACAAGGAUGGAGAUAAUAGGCUCCGGGUGUGCCACUCUGCUUGCCGGUCAUAUAAUGCGGCAUGUGGGGCCAGCCUCGAUUGCUCAGACCAAACUCUUUUCGGCAGCGAGGAGGAAGGGGACGGGCAGUGCACAGGCUACGGCGAGAUGCGACCAUGGUGGAUGAGACGCAUCGGCAAUCUGUACUCACAAAACCAGCAGUACCUGUAAAGCCUUGUUUUUCCUGUUUGUAUCUCUUUUCUCCAUUAUUUUUCUCUUCUCAAGCUUCUGUUCUAGGACUAGUCACGCCUGUAUUUUGCGUGCCAAAAGGUUAGGGCAGGGAAAAUCCUUGAAGAAGAGGAUCCAUGGGUGUUUCGUGGUAUGUAGUUGGGCUUGUUCUAAGAACUAGCCUGGCUGACAGCAAAAUGGGAGGAGGGUAGUGUGGAAACAGCUGAAUGUAUUUAGUAUUUAUUCUAUUAUGAGUUUCUUGAAGAUA